AUGGUGGACCAUUCCCCGGAGCACGUCAUGGGUGGUUUGCUCCUCGGCCUGGGCAUACCUGCCAUUUGCCGGCUGGCCUCCUCGCAAAACGAGGUGGUCAUGGAGCAGGCCUUGCAGGGUUUAGCCUUGACCACCUUUGCUUGCCUUCCUUGGUUGCUCUACUUGCUGAUGCCAGAGCAAGAUGGUCUUCGUACUCUCGCCCUCCAUGCUUGGGCCAAUUGGACGGUGAACACGUUGGUGAUGGCGAUUGCCUCCUCGUUGUGUGCACUGGUCUUCGUGGCGAUGGUGCUCAGCGAGGCUUGCGCUUCGAAGCCGCUGGCCUCGCGUUCCGUUGCAGUGAUGCUGAGCGUGGCGGUGGGGCUACGCUCUGGCUGGAGUGGCUGGCGCUGGCUGGCUUGGCUGUCCUGGUUCGCAUUGAUCGGCACCUUAGGGCAGAGGCACAUCGCCGUGCUACAGAGCUUGCAGAAGAGCGGCAAGCUGGGUGAACUGCCUGUGCAGCGGAUUGCUGUGCGAUCAGCUUGGGAGAUGUUCUACUUGGUCUUGGGUGCCAUGAUUUGGCAGGUGGGCCAGGGGCUCUUCAAAAUGCUCAUCAACGGCGUGAUGCCCCAGGAGCUCCAGUUCUACGCCCCCUGGCUGCCCUUCUUUGAGCUGGGCGAAGACGUGGACGUAGGUGUGGCGGCCUACUACGCGCCCAAGGAGGCCCUGAAGUCCAAAGUGGGUCCGCACCACUUCGUGUGCAGCGUCCGGCACCUGGACCCCUCGCACGCGGAGGGCCAGCGGGAUUUGCAGCUGCAGCAGAACACCGCCCCUCGCCGAUGA
Messenger RNA from Durusdinium trenchii, 819 nucleotides. The record is from the annotation of a GenBank genome assembly. Lineage: Eukaryota; Dinophyceae; Suessiales; Symbiodiniaceae.